This is a messenger RNA of Brassica napus (rape), 2131 nucleotides long. Its product is annotated as small polypeptide DEVIL 7-like. Bases 1727 to 1900 code for a protein of 57 amino acids. The record is from RefSeq and is a predicted model, not a curated record. Gene Ontology annotation, biological process: negative regulation of cell population proliferation. Lineage: Eukaryota; Viridiplantae; Streptophyta; Magnoliopsida; Brassicales; Brassicaceae. The transcript has a single exon.
UUUCAGGUCUAAAUACUCUUGAAACAAAAUCACAAUCAUAUAGGAAAUUUGAGCUUGUGUUUUAAAUAACAUUCCGAUAACUGACAAUUCGGCUAUCUAUUAUCAAUAAUUAAUCGGAAAGUUUUUUAAACUUGAGUGAAUCAAUGUGAUAACUAAUUUCUUCCAGUAUUGAUAAGAUGAUCAUCUGAUAGGACAUAUAAAAAUAUCAAUGAUUUAAGAAGUUUUUACUAAUUUUUCAAUUCAACUAAAUUGAACAUAUACCAAAAGACAAAGAAUAAUAUAACAAACAAGCUUACACAUAAAUAUUUGGAAUAUAUAUUUAAAUAUGGUAAUAUGUUACGUACCAACGAUUUGACUAUCCGAAUCUUCAAAGUAAGUUCUUGUUGUAGAAAAAAAAGAAAUCUUUCGGUGGUGUUACUAGACACAAAAUCAUUUAUUAUAGGUAUAACUCUCCCAAAUUUGUGACAAGUUAAAGUACUAACAGGUAGAUUACACAAUCCGAAAACAGUAUUUUGUGUGAUCGUCCUCGUUUCUAAUUUUAGAAAAUCGUGAGGCUAUGCAAUUUUACAAGUCAAUAUACAUAUUCAACAUUCUUUUCUGUUUUGUCGUCUUGUAAAAAUUGAUAAAUCUUUUUCAAAUCUCUCUCAUUUCUCCUCUAGCUUCCAUCAGUGGGUUCAGCUAAAACGUACGCGUUUAAAAAGAAUCACCAACAUCUUAAUUUUAAAAUACAAGAUAGAAUCACCAAAUGCUUCAUAUGAAAAAUAAAAGCACAAUCAUGAUUACAUAACAUGUUUGUCUAGACUAAGCGGUAUGGUAGUUGUAAACAUUUUAGUCACUAUACAAUCAUAUAAACUAGUUGCCGUAUAUGAACAUUUAACAAGUAGUUCGAGUUUCAGUCUAGUAGAUUUGCACCGCCAAAAUAGUAAGAAACGUGAUUGGAAGCAUUUUGAUUAAGAUCACACUUUCAUCUGACCGUCGGCUAUUCUCAAGUUAAUAUUCUUACGUACGCCACAAAAAUUAAUAACCCAAUAACAAUGUAUACAAUAUACAUAGUUUUGGCAAAAAUAUAUAAUAUACAUAGCCUAUCCACAUAGGUUAUACGUACAAUAAUACUGCACGGCCAAAAAACUCGUGGAAAGAAAGUAGUCUCUACUGUAUAUAUAUAUUCUACAUUACUACUUUUCUAUUAAUUCUUUAGUGGCGUCUAGUACGAUAGUUUAAAGAUGAGAAGUAUAUGAUUACGAGCAAUUUGCUUUGAGAGGUCCCAGGUGAUUGACUCAAAGUGAGCUGUCCACAUUUGUAAGGAAGACUUACUUUACCUUAGUUCGCCGUGAAUUAAAUUAUUAGAUUACCUGCAGAGAUUAAAAGCCAAGUUUCAUAAUAGCUGGAGUCAGCAGAGUGCGUACGUUUCUUUUGGAAAUUAUAGUAUUCUUUCUUGAUGAAUCUUUGAACUAAAAGGAGACAUGGAAACAUUACAUCAAGUAUUUUCAACCACGAUGGGAAGCUAGUCGGUCACACUCCACAAGUGGUCUUUGAUUUUGGGGUGUUUCAUUGAAGGGUCCCGAAGUAGUGGUGGGGAAUAAUACUUUCUCAUCAUCUCUUUCUCUAGCUCUCACUCCACUAUAAAUAACGAAUCUUCACUUCCUUUUAAAAUACCCAUUAAACAUCACACAAGCAUCAAUUAUUUACACCAUUAAACAUAUAAUAACAAAUUAAAACGUGUUAUAUGGAAACACAACAAAGAAUGAGGGAGAAGUCGAAGGAGGAGGCAGUGAAGAAAUGGGAGAAGAAGAAGGAGUGUUCUUCACCAAAAGGAGUUGGGAAGGUUCGGAACAAGAAGAAAGGAAAGUUCUACAUUAUUGGAAAAUGUAUUACUAUGCUUCUUUGUUCACACGAGUGAUAUGAUCGUUAUCACCCACAGACCACAGUACGUAGUACAUAUAUGUGUAUCAGUGUAUGCAGAUAAUGACAGAGGUAUGAAAAGGAGAGAGAGCUCAUAUAUUUACAUCUUUACCUUUCUCUUCUUUGUAAAAGUUUGCAUAUUACCUCUUUCGGUGUUCUCUCAUUUUAUGGAGUUGUUGAGAGCCGGUUGUUCUAUAGACAAUUUCACAAAAAAAUAUAUUUUAUUUUU